AUGGAAGAACUUACGGCGUUCGUCUCCAAGUCUUUUGACCAGAAAGUGAAGGAGAAGAAGGAGGCCAUCACGUAUCGGGAGGUGCUGGAGAGCGGGCCGCUGCGCGGGGCCAAAGAGCCCGGCUGCGUCGAGCCGGGCCGCGACGACCGCAGCAGCCCGGCAGUCCGGGCGGCCGGCGGAGGCGGCGGCGCGGGAGGAGGCGGAGGCGGAGGCGGAGGAGGCGGAGGAGGUGCUGGAGGAGGAGGAGCAGGCGGAGGAGCUGGAGGAGGGCGCUCUCCCGUCCGGGAGCUGGACAUGGGAGCCGCGGAGCGGAGCAGGGAGCCGGGCAGCCCGCGGCUGACGGAGGGUAACGGCCUGCCCCCGGCCGCGGUUCCCCUUCCCGCCUUCCCCUUCGUGGUGUCCCCUGAACUGAAGGACCGCAAAGAGGAUGCGAAAGGGAUGGAGGACGAAGGCCAGACCAAAAUCAAGCAGAGGCGAAGUCGGACCAAUUUUACCCUGGAACAACUCAACGAGCUGGAGAGGCUUUUUGAUGAGACCCACUAUCCGGACGCCUUCAUGCGCGAGGAGCUGAGCCAGCGGCUGGGGCUCUCUGAGGCCCGAGUACAGGUUUGGUUUCAAAAUCGAAGAGCUAAGUGUAGAAAACAGGAAAAUCAACUUCAUAAAGGUGUCCUUAUAGGAGCCGCUAGCCAGUUUGAAGCUUGUAGAGUUGCACCCUAUGUCAAUGUAGGUGCUUUGAGGAUGCCAUUUCAGCAGGAUAGUCAUUGCAACGUGACGCCCUUGUCCUUUCAGGUUCAGGCGCAGCUGCAGCUGGACAGCGCCGUGGCGCACGCGCACCACCACCUGCAUCCGCACCUGGCCGCGCACGCGCCUUACAUGAUGUUCCCGGCACCGCCCUUCGGACUGCCGCUGGCCACGCUGGCCGCGGACUCGGCCUCCGCCGCCUCGGUGGUGGCUGCCGCCGCCGCCGCCAAGACCACCAGCAAAAACUCCAGCAUCGCGGAUCUCAGACUGAAAGCUAAAAAGCACGCGGCCGCCCUGGGUCUGUGA
Messenger RNA from Apodemus sylvaticus (European woodmouse), 1047 nucleotides. It is a transcript of the gene Shox2, whose product is annotated as short stature homeobox 2. Gene Ontology annotation, cellular component: nucleus. The record is from RefSeq and is a predicted model, not a curated record. Gene Ontology annotation, biological process: regulation of transcription by RNA polymerase II. Lineage: Eukaryota; Metazoa; Chordata; Mammalia; Rodentia; Muridae. Gene Ontology annotation, molecular function: sequence-specific double-stranded DNA binding; DNA-binding transcription factor activity, RNA polymerase II-specific. The transcript is spliced from 6 exons. The coding region runs from base 1 to 1047 and encodes 348 amino acids.